Messenger RNA from Seriola dumerili (greater amberjack), 1536 nucleotides. RefSeq names its product NADH-cytochrome b5 reductase 2-like. Gene Ontology annotation, molecular function: FAD binding; oxidoreductase activity. Gene Ontology annotation, cellular component: mitochondrion. The transcript is spliced from 9 exons. The record is from RefSeq and is a predicted model, not a curated record. Lineage: Eukaryota; Metazoa; Chordata; Actinopteri; Carangiformes; Carangidae. The coding region runs from base 80 to 991 and encodes 303 amino acids.
GUUGCCUUGACUCUGUGCAGACUCUGAUCUCUCAGGCUUUGUGAGAACGAGGCUCUGACACACUUUACAUUUUGAAACCAUGGACGAGAACUUGGUGAUCCCAGUGGUGGCGGCUUUUUCCGUGGUGGUAGUGACGGUGCUGUACUUUGUCCUGCGAGGUUCUGCAGGAGGGAAGAAGCUACCUGUCACUCUGCAGGACCCUGUGGUCAAAUAUUCACUUCCACUUAUAAACAAACAGGAAAUCAGUCAUGACACAAAGAAAUUUCGGUUUGGCCUUCCAUCUGGAGCUCAUAUCCUUGGACUACCAAUUGGUCAGCAUGUGUACCUGUCAGCCAAGGUGAACGGCAGUCUGGUGGUCAGAGCUUACACCCCAGUCUCCAGUGAUGAGGACCAGGGAUAUGUUGACCUAGUGGUGAAGGUGUACUACAAGAACUGUCAUCCCUCCUUCCCAGAGGGAGGGAAGAUGUCCCAGCACCUGGACAACAUGGCGAUCGGAGAUGCCAUUGACUUCAGAGGACCCAGCGGACUGCUGGUGUAUAAGGGAAAUGGUCAGUUUUCCAUCCGACCGGACAAGAAGUCAGAGCCCAAGGUUCGGAAGUGUAAACACGUUGGAAUGAUCGCAGGAGGAACAGGUAUCACUCCCAUGCUGCAGUUAAUUCGCAGGAUCACAGCAGAUCCCAAUGACAACACCCGGUGCUCGCUCAUAUUUGCCAACCAGACUGAGAAGGAUAUCCUGCUGAGGGAGGAGCUGGAGGAGGUGAAGAAGAAUCAUCCCGACAAAGUCAAGCUCUGGUUUACGCUUGACAAACCUCCACAGGACUGGAGCUACAGUUCAGGAUUUGUGACCUACGACAUGAUCAAAGACCACCUCCCUGCUCCGUCCACCGAUGUCCUUAUUGUCCUGUGUGGUCCUCCACCAAUGAUACAGAAUGCCUGUCUGCCAAAUCUAGACAAGCUGGGGCACAAAACAGAAAACAUCUUUUCUUACUAGGGUUCUGGUUACCUACAGAGCUGCUUUGUUUCCUGUAAUCAUUCAGUCAUAAAUCACUGUAUGAACAUGCUGAUGGUCUAAUACUAUCCAAAACGGGUUUACUAUGUAUGCCUGAUGCUGAUCACGCUGCUUUUGUCAUCCAAGAUUUUUAAUGUCAGUGACACUAUAACAACUAAGUGCCAUCAAGAUUACUAAGUAAUACUGCUAUGAAAAUUACAAGGGAUUCAGGUGUACUUUUAUUUACAGUAUCAAAUUGCCUAUCAUAUUACCUUUUAUACAAAAAUCUGUUUUUGAGGCCAAAAUGUAACUUUUUGUUAAAUAAAGAUGAAGGUGUAAAAACAACACUGUUGCUUUUAAUGCAUACAGUAUGUUUAGCCUAGUUACUCAAAUGUAUUGUAUUGUAAUGUAUUGUAAUCCUAGUCUUUGUGUUUUAAGCUAUUGGCCACUCAAAUAGAACAACUGCAACUAAAAUGAACUUUCUUUUAAAUUUAUGGUAAAUUAUUGUUUAAUUUGUAAUGUUAUUUAAUCUAAAAUCACCUAUGAGA